Messenger RNA from Zymoseptoria tritici IPO323, 1215 nucleotides. RefSeq lists its product as uncharacterized. The record is from RefSeq and is a predicted model, not a curated record. The transcript has 2 exons. Bases 1 to 1215 code for a protein of 404 amino acids. NCBI's taxonomy places the organism in Eukaryota, Fungi, Ascomycota, Dothideomycetes, Mycosphaerellales, Mycosphaerellaceae.
AUGUCGAGCGUCAAAGUCACCCGUCUCCGAAACUCCACCUUUGGCCGCGCCGAACUCUCCCGAUCUUCUCCUCGAUACCGACCUGGUCGACAUCGACACCGCCGCGAAUCCGCCAUGGCCGAAGAGGAGACAAGCUUGGAGGAGGCGGAGGAGGCAGACAACGAGUGCUCGUCCGGCGACUCCAGCUUCUCGGCAAAAGAAGGACGCCGUCUGCAAGUCGGCUGGGCGGCGGAGGCGGACCGGUACGAGAGGGAGCGGCGGCGGUUGGAACGGAAGCAGACGAUGGCUGGGAGAUGUCAGGAGAGGCCUCACGGUGAAGGAUUCGUGGUCACGGACAUGGAAAUAGAUGCCUCUCUCCCUUGGUCGGCGGAGCGGGUGGAGCGGGCGGAGCGGGGUGGGAUCGCGAGGUCCGGCGGAGGAGGAUGGAGGAGGACGGGAGACGUGAUUCAGCCAUCAUCAAUCAUCCAUACACCAUUCGAUGUGGCCAUGUCGAGAGAAGAACAGAACAGAACCGCAACAUCAACAAAACUCCCCCCAAACACCCGGGCAACCCAAACCUCUCCCACAAGACCUUUCAACAGGAAACCUCCGAUCUUCGUCGGCGAUGGUCGUGGCUCACACUCCGAGGAGGUGUUGAUGGCGGAUGCGCAUGAUGAGAGCGGAGAGUCCGAUCGUGGUCGGCCAGGAAAACCACCAGUGAGCACAAUGUCCAAGACUAUAUCCAGCAUACCAACGCCAACUCCCCGGGCCACGAACGACGCGGAGCUCUUCGCCGCUCUGCUCGCGAUGCAGAGAGGUAUGCAGAAGCAGCCGCCGGCCGGGAAGAACGUGGUUCCGAGGAUGCAAAAGAGCAAGAUAUGCAGGGCGGAACUCUGCAACGCCAUGAUCUUGGCCAGUAACUCGUCCAACAACGAGGAGAUUGCGGUGGUUUUUGAUCCUCCCCAUCCCACCGAGUCGAUCGCCUGGGCGCCGGCUUGGAAGCAGAGCGACGAUGACACCGCCAUCAGCACGACCGCGCCGCCUGGUCCGCAGACUCGUUCCAUCACCGACCAGGCCCGAUUCUCCGAGAUCGUCUCUGGCGUCGGUCACCGCAGCUUCGCACUAUCAUCCCAUGAUGUGGACGAGCUACCGGCAAAGACAGUCGGACACCACCCAGCUCGCGACCAUGCUACCGACGAACAAGCCGCGCAGGGCGAUCUGCAUCGUCUUGCCUGA